This is a messenger RNA of Gekko japonicus, 1665 nucleotides long. RefSeq names its product ubiquitin like 7 (gene UBL7). The record is from RefSeq and is a predicted model, not a curated record. Bases 60 to 1205 code for a protein of 381 amino acids. The transcript has 10 exons. Gene Ontology annotation, cellular component: cytosol. Gene Ontology annotation, molecular function: polyubiquitin modification-dependent protein binding. NCBI's taxonomy places the organism in Eukaryota, Metazoa, Chordata, Lepidosauria, Squamata, Gekkonidae. Gene Ontology annotation, biological process: ubiquitin-dependent protein catabolic process.
CCACGUGGAGCUCCGAUUGGGGCCUUGCCGAAUCAAGCCUGCCCAGCGACCCCGACGCCAUGUCCGCUUCCGAGUGUUACAUCGCGGUGAAGCUGGCGGAUCAGCCCCUGGCUCCGAAAUCCAUCCUGCGGCUGCCGGAAACGGAACCGGGCGAAUGCCCCUUGGGCGGAUGCAGCAUCUCCUACCUGAAGCAGCUCAUCACCGGGAAACUCCAGGAAUCGGUCCCUGACCCGGAACUCAUUGAUCUGAUCUAUUGUGGCCGGAAGCUGCGGGACGACCAGACCCUAGAAUUCUAUGGGAUCCAGUCCGGCUCCACAGUCCACGUCCUCCGCAAGUCUUGGCCCGAACCGGAUCAGAAACCAGAGCCCGUGGAUAAAGUGGCGGCCGUACGAGAAUUCCGAGUUCUGCACACCGCCUUACACAGCAGCCCGGUCUUCCGGGAUUCGGUCUUCAAGAUGCUGGGGAAUAAGGAGUCCUUGGAUCAGAUCAUCGUUGCUACGCCCGGGCUGAACAGCGACCCCAUUGCUUUGGGGGUGUUGCAGGAUAAGGACCUUUUUUCUGUCUUUGCUGAUCCGGCCAUGUUGGACACGCUCAUCCCGACCCACCCCGCUCUGGUGAACGCCAUCGUCCUGGUUCUGCACUCGGUGGCGGGCAGCACCCCCUUGCCCACCCCGGAGACUUCCUCGCGGAGCAUGCCGUCCAGCUCUUACCGCGACAUGCCGGGUGGUUUCUUGUUUGAAGGCCUCUCUGAUGAUGAAGAUGACUUCCAUCAGAGUACCAGGACGACUCCUUCCAGCAGUACCUCUGGCUCCCGCCCCGCCUCCCUCGGCUACACUGGGGCAGCAGGACCCCGGCCCAUCACCCAGAGUGAGUUGGCGACAGCACUGGCGCUGGCCAGUACCCCCGAGAGCAGCUCGCACACUCCGACUCCAGGAACCCAGGGCCAUUCUUCGGGCACGUCGCCCAUGUCCUCCAGCGUCCAGUCGGGCACGCCCAUCACCAACGACCUCUUCAGCCAGGCCCUGCAGCACGCCCUCCAGGCCUCCGGCCAACCCAGCCUGCAGCAGAGCCAGUGGCAACCACAACUCCAGCAGCUGAGGGACAUGGGCAUCCACGACGACGAUCUCAGUCUCCGGGCCCUGCAGGCCACCGGCGGGGACAUCCAGGCCGCUCUGGAGCUCAUCUUUGCGGGAGGAGCCCCCUAACACGCUCUUGGCUUUUUUUCGAGGGGGGCCAGGCCACGGACACCGGGUGGUGGUUUUUAUUUCGCGGCGUCUUGAUCUGUGCGACCCGGCUCCGCCUUUGGAUUCUCGCUUGCCGUUGGAGCCCGUCAUCUCCCGUGCAUGAUCUUCCCCUUCUGCCUUUUUCUGGUCUGAACGGAGCCCGCGGCAGACUGCAAGAAACCGCCAAUGUUGAGCACUGACCCCCCAGAAUUACGUUUUUGCACGAGGGGACCUUGUGUGGCAGCUACAAUGGGCGGAAAGGUGACACGGACCCAGGUGCUGUAAGCUAGUACCCCGCAGUGCUCGUCGGUUCCGAGGAGUUCCUCUUUUGGCUGAGCCGGCAAACGUCUCCCUCCUCUGAACCCACCAUUCCCUUCCUGCCGUACUCCCAGUCUCCGUCUGGGCUUGCGUGACCGUACAAGGUUUCAUUAAAAGCUCUCCU